Stegastes partitus (bicolor damselfish) is the source of this 4630-nucleotide messenger RNA. RefSeq names its product palmitoyl-protein thioesterase 2b (gene ppt2b). The transcript is spliced from 8 exons. NCBI's taxonomy places the organism in Eukaryota, Metazoa, Chordata, Actinopteri, Pomacentridae. Gene Ontology annotation, cellular component: lysosome. Gene Ontology annotation, molecular function: thiolester hydrolase activity. The coding region runs from base 298 to 1209 and encodes 303 amino acids. The record is from RefSeq and is a predicted model, not a curated record.
UAAUUUAAACCCGGAACAAACAGGAGCAGAAAGCGAAGCAGCUGCUCGGUGUUUAUAAAAGGACUGUAAAUAAACUGUGGACACGCAGGGACCGAAGAGGCUGAAAAACAGGAGAGUUUCAGAGACGCUGACGAUCAUCUGCCCGCAGCCGGAACCAGACAUGAAGCUGAACAUGAGGGCGGAACGUUAGACUAACACAUCUGUUUUUGUUUUUUAUUUUUCUUUUAACGGCUGUCUUUUUAAUUAUUUAAAAGGCUUUUAUUUAGUGUUUUUUUCUUUUAAUUACUUGAAGUUAUAAUGAAGAGCUCCCUUUGUACCAGCGGCAGGAGUUGGAACGGGAGCAGCGGGGCGGCCGGGCUGCUGUACACGCUGCUCAUUACGUGUCUCUGGGCUGCGGUGAUCGGUUACAAGCCGGUGAUCAUAGUUCACGGUUUAUUCGACAGCUCAGGGGAUUUUAAAAACUUACAGCGGUUUAUCAACAAGUCUCAUCCUGGAACAAACGUGACGGUCAUCGACUUGUUCGACCGAAGCGCCAGCCUGGAGCCCAUGUGGAAACAGGUGGAGGGAUUCAAGGCAGCUAUUUACCCAGUAAUGCAAAACGCAGCAGAUGGGGUUCACUUUAUCUGCUACUCUCAAGGUGGGCUGGUUUGCAGAGGGAUCCUCUCCACUCUGUCGGACCACAACGUCCACUCCUUCAUCUCUCUGUCCUCACCUCAGGCCGGCCAGUACGGAGACACGGACUACUUAAAGUACCUCUUUCCUCAGUUUGUAAAGUCGAACCUUUACCACCUCUGCUACACUGCAAUAGGUCAGAGGAUCUCCAUCUGCAACUACUGGAACGACCCCCACCACAGAGACCUGUAUGUGAACAGCAGCGAUUAUCUGGCUUUGCUCAACAGCGAGAGACCAAAUCCAAAUUCAACAGAGUGGAAGAAGAACUUCUUGAAAAUCCAGAAGCUAGUGUUGAUUGGAGGACCAGACGACGGAGUCAUCACUCCCUGGCAGUCGAGUCAGUUUGGAUUUUAUGACGACAACGAGACGGUUGUUGAGAUGCAGCACCAAGACCUGUAUUUACAAGACAUUUUCGGCCUGAAGACGCUGGCGGCUCGUGGAGAUCUGAUCCUCUGCUCUGUUCCCGGUGUUGAACACGUCUUUUGGCACUCGAAUGAGACUGUGUUCCACACAUGUAUGGAGAAGUGGCUGGUGUAGAAUGAAAUUCUGCUGCAGUGCACACACACAUACACACAUACACACACGCACACGCACAGAUAAACACACAUCUCACUUUAUAAGCUUUUACCCUCCAGCACCUCUACAACCACUGUGUAGGAUCCUGACAGAGCUUAGUGGAGGACGUCGUCUCAUCUUCAUCCAACAGUGAUUCUAGGAUUCAGUUUACUUUUACUUUCUGUCAAGGGGGUUUUUGUUGUACAUUUAUUUUUUUGUCUUAACAAAACUUUCUUAGGUCACUUUUAAACUAGUAGAUCUACAUUUGGGAAAUACGUUCAUUUGCUGUCUUGCUGAGAGUUAGAAUUUCGAUUCCACUCUCAUUUCUACACAGCAUAUAUGAAUCCACAGCUCACAUCCAGUCAGCUUAGCCUUACAUAAAAACUGGAACUGAGGGGAAACAACAACCUCUCUUUGCCCAAAGGUGACAAAAUCUGCACAUUGGUAUCUCUAAACUCACUAGUUAACACUUUAUAUCACCUUUCUUAACCUGCACAAAAGGUAAAGUGUAAAAUGACCAUCUACAUUUUCAUUUCUCAGAUUGUCUCUUAAUGUGGGAUGCAGGUUCUUCCUGGAGUUAUGUCAUCUUCAAAAGGUUGCAUCAACUCUGUAGAUUAAUUUUUGUACAGAUUAAACUAACAAGAUGUGCACAUAUUGUUCAGUGAGCUUCAAGGCAGUGGUGGGAACAUUUUUUUAACCUUAGGACAGAAGCAGGUUAGCUGUUUUACCCUGUUUCCAGUUUUUAUAAGCUAAUACCUUCUGACUGAUAUUAAUGUGCCGUGCAUUUCCCAAAAUGUUUCACUAUACUAUUUAAUAUUUAUUAAUCCGCAUUGUUGCUAAAUCCAGCACAUCAGUGGGUGCUGAAAAGUUUUUACUGAAGUUUCACAGAAUUACUGAAGGUUUAACUUCUUAACAUUUGCCCUCCUUCAUGUUGCAAAAAUGAUACACCCAUAUACAUAAUAGAAAAAGUUAAGAAACAACCGUUUUUCUGUGUGCACACUCUUAUUCAAUUUAAGGGAUUGUUGCUGCUGUGAUAUUUGUAUCUUAAAAUGGUUUACACAAUGUACAGUUUGCCAAAUGUGAUUCAAAGUGGCACGACGCCUUUCUAAAAACAGCAGCAGAAUUUUCCCUCAUGUUUGGUUCGUAAUUGUUGAGGGGUUAAAUCUGCUCUUAUCUUUGACAGUCUGCAACGGAAACACAAUUCACACUUUAAAGGAGCAUUCUGCCAAUUUAGCACUGCUUUUCCAGCGCUACCGAAAAUUUAACUGCAGGGAAUCAGAGAGCGACCAGAAAUCUGUGAAGUGCAACAAAACAUUCAUUGGUUGCACCAGUGCAACUGAUAUUUAACAGGUUUGUCUGUGUUUCUGGGCGACCCGUCCUAGUGGGUAAAUCAUUUGGUUGGCCUUAUUUCGCUCUUCUUAAAGUAAUUUUUGGGCACACAGCAGUCAGAGCUGCUGCUUUACAGUAGCUUAGUGGAGACUAGAGGCCUCUCUGUGCUCUGCCUGUUGAUGCAUGUGAGGCCUUUCGGGAACAUCAGUAACUUGUAGCUUCAGAAAACAGCCUGGUCAACUCCUUCCUGUGAAACUGCAUGAGUUUCUGCAUGCACAUUGGUUGUGCUACACCACUCACCACUACGAGUAAACUCUCAGCCUGUGGGAUGCACUGAGAUAAAAACAGUUAACAUUGUGUAUUAUAUUUAUUGUGAAGAGUAUGGCCAAAUUAAAAUGUUCUAAAAACAUUGUGUGCUGUGAUGGAUGCAUUUAGGCACAAGGUAGCAGCAAACGAAAUCGAUGAGGAGUCAGAAAUUAAAAUAACAUUUAACUCUGCUUAUAAUGUAGCCAAAAACGUGCUGCCUUUUACCAAGUCCCAGAUCAUUUUAUUGAAAUAGAACAGGUUAAAUAACAAACAAAACAUUUAUCUGCAUAUUUAUUCCUGUUGAUAAUAAUUUACAGAAUGUGGUGAGAAAUUCUCAGUCGGUAGCAGAACCAACAUUAAAGAUAACUCUUACCAUUUAUUGUUAAGCACUACAAGGUCAAAAAUUUGGGUGCACCUAAAUUGUUAGCUGUUACAUCUAAAGGAACAAGUUGGACUUAUCAAUGCAACCAAUGGUAAAAAGUUAGUCUGGAGUCAAUGUAGAAGAGGUUAAGAGUCUGAGAUAUCCUGACACUUACUCACAAGCCAGAGCCAGGUCCCACAAAAAAUGUACUUUUUCAUUCAACCUUUUUCUCUCUUUCACAUUUUUGGCAAUUUUAUUGCUAAAAAUAAAAAAUCUCAAGCCCAAACUGUGUUAAUCCCCAGAAGAUCCCCACUGUUGUUACUUAAGGUCUCCCCUUAUGUGCUCUGAAAUGCAAAAUUGGUGGAGUGAACCUUUAAUUUGUCUGAAAAUAUGACUUUAUUACCUUGAAGGCCACAUACAGAGUGUUUAUCCAUGUGUGUGUCUGUGUCCGCUUGGUCACACAUACCUCAAUAACCCCACGCAACACAACAGUGCCUGAGCGACAUUCGGUCCUCUCCUCUUCAUAUACAGAUUCACUGCCCUGCUCAUCUUAUGAUGCAGUCAUUUCUAUCUUUUUAACCCUGCGGACUCAAGUCCCGUCUUUUUUAUCAGUGUCUGAUCGUCAUGUUUGUUGUCACUAUCAUGCAGUGCUUUAGAGCUUUAGUAGAUUAAGCCUUAAAUUUUCCCUACAUGUCUCAGUGUUUCUUGUCCAUUACCAAAGUGCUAUGACACACUGCCUUUAGUGACGGUGCUAAAAAUACCGAUAGGGAGGGAUGGCGACGAGCAGAUGAUGACUAGAGGGUGGCAGUGCUAUGUUAGUGUUUACUGGUCCACCAAACUAAUGUACGUGGCACUCUUUACCUCCCAUCGCAUUUAGAGAACUCAGGCGUUUUAGAAACCUUCUGUUCGUUCGUCUCUGUUGGAAAAGGGAUAUGUUUUCUUAACUCUUUGCAUUUUGUUUAUUGCUGUCUGUUGUACUUAUAGAUGUUUCUCGAAGGACGGAAAAUGGAAAUGUCUAUUGUGUGAUAAAAUAACAAGGGAACUGCUACUGAAUGAGUGGAGUAUUGCACAGUUUAAGGAAAAAGGGAACUUUUAAAGACGGGAUGGUUUUAACUGUGUUGAAGUGUUAUUUUUAGUAAUGUUGCAUCCUUUGUUUCAUGUAUGCUUGCACAAAUGAUCUGACCUAGAACUGACUGAACUGUAUAAAUUUUGGAUUUAAGGGACAUCCUGCUCUGUUCAAUUUUCUUGUCAUACAAAUGGUAAACAUGGAUACGGACACUUUUUCAAAACUAAAAACGGAAAGUACUAUUUUGACAGGGUCCUACGAUUUCUAUAGUGUUUGUCCUGCAAAUAACAAGGUGUCAAAUGCUGUCAGUUCCUCAAUAAAAGACAGUUUUGAACAUCUGA